Molecule: messenger RNA, 954 nt
Organism: Cavia porcellus (domestic guinea pig)
Lineage: Eukaryota; Metazoa; Chordata; Mammalia; Rodentia; Caviidae
Product: olfactory receptor 2AG2-like
Exons: 1
Coding region: 1-954 (317 amino acids)
Biological process (GO): detection of chemical stimulus involved in sensory perception of smell; G protein-coupled receptor signaling pathway
Cellular component (GO): plasma membrane
Molecular function (GO): G protein-coupled receptor activity; olfactory receptor activity
Source: RefSeq, a predicted model, not a curated record
AUGGAGCUCUGGAAUUCCACGUUAGGAAGUGGCUUCAUCUUGGUGGGGAUCCUGAAUGACAGUGGGUCACCUGAACUACUCGGUGCCACACUUGCAGGCUUGUACAUGUUGGCUCUGGUCAGCAAUGGCCUACUGCUCCUGGUCAUCACAGUUGAUGUCCGGCUCCAUGUACCCAUGUACCUCCUGCUGGGGCAGCUCUCUCUCUUGGACCUCCUGUUCACAUCGGUUGUCACUCCCAAGGCCCUCAUGGAUUUUCUGAAGAGAGAAAACGCCAUCUCCUUUGGAGGCUGUGCCCUUCAGAUGUUUCUGGCCCUGACACUGGGUGGUGCCGAGGAUCUCCUACUGGCCUUCAUGGCCUAUGACAGGUAUGUGGCCAUUUGUCAUCCUCUCAACUACAUGGCCUUCAUGAGGCCUAGAGUCUGCUGCUUUAUAGUGGCCUCAUCCUGGACCCUAUCAACUCUGAGUGCUUUAGGAAAUACAGUGUACACCAUGCACUACCCCUUCUGCAUGUCCCGGGAAAUAAGACAUCUUUUCUGUGAGGUUCCAAACUUGCUGAAGCUAGCCUGUACAGACACUUCCAAAUAUGAACUCAUGGUUUAUGUGACAGGUGUGACUUUCCUCUUGCUCCCUCUUUCUAUCAUUGUUAUUUCCUACAGUCUGAUUCUUUUCACUGUGCUUCACAGGCCCUCAAAGGAGGGGAGGAAGAAAGCUCUUGUCACCUGCUCCUCUCACUUGACUGUGGUAGGGAUGUUUUAUGGGGCAGCUGCACUGAUGUAUGUCCUACCUAGUUUCUUACACAAUCCCAAACAGGACAACAUUAUCUCUGCUUUCUACACAAUUGUCACCCCAGCCCUGAACCCCCUCAUUUAUAGCUUGAGGAAUAAGGAGGUCUUGGGGGCUUUGAGGAGGGUUCUGGGGAAAUGUAUGAUGCAAACAGACCUACCCUCUAGAUAG